This is a messenger RNA of Penicillium oxalicum, 2151 nucleotides long. RefSeq names its product ATP-binding cassette Fe/S cluster precursor transporter ATM1 (gene atm1). The transcript has 7 exons. Gene Ontology annotation, biological process: transmembrane transport; intracellular iron ion homeostasis. Gene Ontology annotation, molecular function: ATP hydrolysis activity; ABC-type transporter activity; ATP binding. The coding region runs from base 1 to 2151 and encodes 716 amino acids. Gene Ontology annotation, cellular component: mitochondrial inner membrane. NCBI's taxonomy places the organism in Eukaryota, Fungi, Ascomycota, Eurotiomycetes, Eurotiales, Aspergillaceae. The record is from RefSeq and is a predicted model, not a curated record.
AUGCUGCUCCGAGCGGCCCGCUACUCAUGCCAGCGUACUGCGCCGCCUAUACAUCCGAGCUUCGCCAGCGGGCCACAGUGGAUAAGUCCACACAGCGCUCUACACCGAAGAGUUCAGCUACAAUGGUUUCAUUCAAGCCGUUUUUGCCAGAAUCAGUCAACCGAUGGCAGAGAUCCUACUUCCGCUCAGAGCAAGGCUCCCACAGCCGUCACCGGCUCCGACGCAGCCGGCGCUGCUCUCAAUGGGAAACCCGGUGCAAGUGUGGUCAAGCCAGCUCCAAAGAAAGAUUUGCUGAGUGAGUCGGCCAUUGCGAAGAAAGAACAACGGCGAGCAGACUGGGCGAUUAUGCGCGAAAUGGCAAAAUAUCUAUGGCCCAAGGAUGACUGGGGCACUAAGCUUCGAGUCGGAACGGCCCUGUCUUUACUUGUCGGUUCAAAGAUCCUUAAUGUCGAGGUUCCUUUCUACUUCAAGAGCAUCGUGGAUUCGAUGAACGUCGACUUUGCGACGCUCGGCGGAACAGCAUACACAGUGGCAGGCUCCAUGAUCAUUGCGUACGGUGCAACCCGUAUAGGAGCCACGGUUUUCCAAGAACUGCGCAAUGCCGUCUUCGCCAGCGUUGCGCAAAAGGCGAUUCGAAAAGUUGCACGGAAUGUGUUUAACCAUCUCUUACAACUGGAUCUCAACUUCCACCUGUCGCGGCAGACUGGUGGUCUCACUCGGGCUAUCGAUCGAGGUACGAAAGGUAUUAGCUUCUUACUCACCUCGAUGGUUUUCCACGUUGUGCCCACUGCUCUUGAAAUCUCGCUCGUGUGCGGUAUUUUGACCUACCAGUACGGUUUACAAUUCGCCGCCAUCACAGCCACUACCAUGGUGGCUUAUACAGCUUUCACCAUCACUACCACCGCCUGGCGCACCAAGUUUCGGCGACAGGCUAAUGCAGCCGAUAAUCGUGGCGCCACCGUCGCUGUUGACUCGCUGAUCAACUAUGAAGCGGUGAAGUAUUUCAACAAUGAGAAAUUCGAGGUCGCUCGGUAUGACAAGGCUCUGAAGCACUACGAAGAUGCAUCGAUCAAGGUCACCACCUCCCUGGCUUUGCUGAACUCUGGUCAAAACAUGAUCUUCUCCACCGCGCUCGCCGCCAUGAUGUAUCUGGCUGCGGACGGGGUGGCAACGGGCACGCUGACGGUAGGCGAUUUGGUGAUGGUCAACCAGCUCGUCUUCCAACUCUCAGUCCCGCUCAACUUCCUCGGCUCUGUGUAUCGUGAAUUACGCCAGUCUCUGCUGGACAUGGAGACUCUGUUCAACCUGCAGAAGGUCAAUGUGAACAUCAAGGAGAAGCCCAACGCCCCGCCUCUUGCACUCCGCAAGGGUGGCGAAAUCCGAUUUGAGAAUGUCACUUUCGGCUAUCACCCGGACCGUCCGAUCUUGAAGAAUGCGACUUUCACCAUUCCCGCCGGCUCUAAAUUUGCCAUUGUCGGCCCCAGUGGGUGCGGCAAGUCGACUAUUCUUCGCCUGCUCUUCCGCUUUUACGACACUCAGUCCGGUCGGAUCCUGAUCGACGGUCAGGAUGUGCGUGACGUGAGCCUCGACAGCCUUCGGCAAGCCAUCGGGGUGGUUCCUCAGGAUACGCCCCUCUUCAAUGAUACGAUUGCGCAUAACAUUCGCUAUGGUCGGAUUGAUGCCACUGAUGAGGAGGUCCGGCAUGCUGCUGAGCGAGCCCGCAUCAGUGAGCUGAUCGAGCGUCUGCCGGACGGCUAUGAGACGGCGGUCGGCGAGCGCGGAAUGAUGAUCUCGGGCGGCGAAAAGCAACGACUGGCCAUUUCGCGACUACUGCUCAAGGACCCGCAGCUGUUGUUCUUUGAUGAGGCGACCUCGGCCUUGGACACCUAUACCGAGCAGGCAUUACUGCAAAACAUUAACAGUAUCCUCAAGGACAAGCGGCGCACGAGUGUGUUUGUGGCGCAUCGACUCCGGACGAUCUAUGACAGCGACCAGAUUCUCGUGCUCAAGGACGGGCAGGUAGUAGAGAUGGGGUCGCAUCGGGAGCUGCUGGAUCUGGAGGGUGUGUAUGCGGAGCUCUGGAAUGCUCAGGAAACCUCCGUCGGUGACGAGGAGAAGGAGUUGCGAGACAUUGAGAAGAGGGUUGAAUAG